AUGAAGGUAAAGCGUCUUAAGAAGACCAAAAAAACCCUCAAAUUCUUUUCCAUUAACUUCCGCCUCACCCCACCGUACCAUAUACUGUUCGAUGGCACAUUUCUCAACCAUGUGGCUCAUAUUCAUCAGCCCCUGCAAGAAAUCGUUGACCGAGUAUUUAUGAGGCAGCCGGUUGUCUUUUACACGACGGCACAGGUGGUUGAAGAGCUCAAGAAGCUCGAAAUGGAGGAUGCACUCAAGCUGGCUGCAUCUCUGAAGACCCUAUCUCCAACGGGAGAGACUCCUGCAGAGAGCAUUCUCAACCUGGUGGUGACCCCCAACCUUCCCAAGCAGCAGUUCUUUGUAGUUGCAACACGUGACUGGGAGCUAAUUUCUAAAAUACGGAAGUAUCCCAAGGCAAUGGUUCUGAAUAUCAAUGGGGUGGUUCCCAUCCUGGACACCCCGUCCUAUGCUAGCCAGGACGUAGCCCGCGAGAAGCAGCUGAAGCUCAUGGGUGUCGACCCGUCUUCAGAGGAGUGGAAGCGCCCUGCCAGACGGGGUAAAGGUUAA
This is a messenger RNA of Giardia duodenalis, 549 nucleotides long. Its product is annotated as Fcf1 pre-rRNA processing protein. Gene Ontology annotation, cellular component: nucleolus; small-subunit processome. Gene Ontology annotation, molecular function: small ribosomal subunit rRNA binding. The transcript has a single exon. The record is from RefSeq and is a predicted model, not a curated record. Lineage: Eukaryota; Fornicata; Diplomonadida; Hexamitidae. The coding region runs from base 1 to 549 and encodes 182 amino acids.